GUCCCUUUCCCUUUCCCUUUCUAAGAAAAGCGUUACUAAAAAGACAUCGUCGCCAAAAGAAACUCUGCAUACUUUUCCUUUUAGCGACGAUAAACUCUUUUCAAAAAAACAACGAAUAUUCCUUAUUUCCUCUUAAAAUGUCACAAUCAUAAAAUUAAUUGAAUUCUUUUUAAAUCAAUUCUGUUAUAUGAUCGUCACGUCUCAGUUUCUUGAUUUUUCAUGCACAUAAUUUUCAUUUGAUUUCGCAUUGGCGACGCCUGUAAAAACUUUUAGUUUUCUGAAUUCAAAAUUAAUUUGGAUACAGAGUUGUAUUAUUAUAUAGAAAAAUGCGAAACAAUUGGCUGUUUCUCAUGAAUUUAGACGAUGAUUCUCCGUUUUCUUUACCUAUAGAGCCGCUUUUAUCACAUAAUUUUAGGGUUCCGGCGAUGAAUUCAUUUGUAGACAAUUCUUUAAAUCAAUCAAGAUUCUUAUACAUCCCUGGUAGCAUGGCUUUUCAAGAAGCUCUCACAUGCAUGUCGAAGCUCGCCGGAGCUUUACUUUUUUUGUUCACUAGCACGUCGAGUUCGAAUUUGAGCCAGCAGAUUUCCGGCAAUCAGAGAGGUAUUGCGCAAGUUAAGAACAUUGCUUCUACUCGGUUUAAUAAUCUUAUCAGGUUUCGAUUCGGUUCGAUAUCGCAAACAGAAUCGUCUUCGCCGCUAGUUUUUGAUAGAAUCUCCAGUUUUAUGAUGAGGAUCAUUUGUAGAGAAGCUGACAGGCUUCAAUCUUUGCCUGUUCUGUCGUUGGCUACUGCUUUGGUUCCGCCUUUUGGAAAAUUAUCGCCGAAGGUGUUAGGUGUUCCCUUGGAGAAUAGUGAAGUAAAGUUACAUGGAUCCGUAGAUCAAAAACCUUGUGAAGUUGAUCGCCAUGGAUGUUCAAGCCUGUCGUUUCCCGAAUUAAACUGGACUCGACAUGCUGUUGAACCGAGGACUGGCAUUGAGUUUCCGAUGAUUUUGGACAACAUGUUAGCCACAGGGGAGAAAUCUAAUUUAACUUCAGAGGUACUUGUCGGAACUGGAUCCAGAACUAUGACAAUAAUCAAAAUAAAGUCUUUGAAGGUUUAUGCCUUUGGUUUUUAUAUUCAUCGCAACUCUGUAUGUGAGAAAUUGGGCCCUAAGUAUUCCUCUGUUCCAGCAGUUGAAUUAAACAAAUGCCGCGGCUUUUAUGAUGACCUUCUCAGGGAGGAUAUUGGCAUGACCCUCCGGCUUGUGAUAAAUUGCAAUGGGAUAAAAAUCAAUACUGUAAAGGAUGCUUUUGAGAAAUCUCUUCGAAACCGUUUACUGAAGACAAACCCCGACACUGAUUACAGUUGCUUGAGUACAUUUGGCUCAUUCUUCACAAAAGAUAUUCCACUACCUGUGGGAACAACAGUUGAUUUUCGCCGAACAGCUGACGGGAAACUAAUAACUGAAAUUGGAGGUAAUCAGAUUGGAGCUGUCCAUAGCAAGGAAUUAUGCAGGGCGUUCUUCGACAUGUAUAUCGGAGAUAUUCCUGUAUCGGAGCAAACAAAGGACGAGAUAGGCAAAAAUGUAGCUACUUUGAUGAGAAGGUGCUAAGCUGACUACUUCAAAACAUUUGACUACCCCAAUUUUGAACGAUUAAUCUGUUAAUACUUCUCAACUGUCCGUUGGAUGACACACUUUCGAGAUGAUUGGCCGUACGUGAUUUGGAGAAGUGCAGCCUGGAGUUUAACAAAGUAGUGCUGCUAAUGCUUUGCUACUUACCAAAAUGUUGUCUACAAUAGGUUUAGUGAAUCGACAUUGAGAAAAAAGGAAAUGAAAAAGCUGGCUAUUGUAGCUUUUCUGGGGAAAUUCUGUUUUUCAUGGUUCCCCAUGAUGUAUUAAUAUUAUCAUAGUCCAAAUAAAAAAGUGUAUUAUUGGGUAGAAUUUUUAA
Molecule: messenger RNA, 1929 nt
Organism: Mercurialis annua (annual mercury)
Lineage: Eukaryota; Viridiplantae; Streptophyta; Magnoliopsida; Malpighiales; Euphorbiaceae
Product: fatty-acid-binding protein 2
Exons: 10
Coding region: 327-1592 (421 amino acids)
Cellular component (GO): chloroplast stroma
Molecular function (GO): intramolecular lyase activity; fatty acid binding
Source: RefSeq, a predicted model, not a curated record